GGUUUUGGGUGCAGGCCUGGUGUGGUCUCCCAAGUGACUUAACAAUGCAGAAGGGCAGUGGCCCACUGGUGCCUUUACAUUAUCUUGGCUUUGGCUAUGCAGCCCUGGUUGCUACUGCUGGGAUUAUUGGCUAUGCAAAAGCAGAUACUACAUCCAGGACCCUGGCUGGCAUCAUGGGGAUGAGAUUCUACAACUCUGGAAAAUUUAUGCCAGCAGGUUUAAUUGCAGGUGCCAGUUUGCUGAUGGUUGCCAAGCUUGGAAUUAGCGUGUUGAGUUCUCCCCAUCUGUAG
Cricetulus griseus (Chinese hamster) is the source of this 290-nucleotide messenger RNA. The record is from RefSeq and is a predicted model, not a curated record. Lineage: Eukaryota; Metazoa; Chordata; Mammalia; Rodentia; Cricetidae.